UUAUACUACAAAUUGACUUUACAAAGCCAUGCACAUUGCAAAAUGUACGAACAUAUUCCCCACACACAUACCACAUUCAAAUCCCAAGCCCGCCAACUCUGUCUCUCUUUCUCUGUAUAAACUCUUCCUACUUUUAUGCUUUUUCUUUUUCCUGUCAUCCAAACAAAUUUCAAAUCUCUCCCUCUCUUUCUUCCUCAGCCUUUUUGUUUUUUUAAGCUUCCACAGUUGUAAUUUUCUUCCUCUACCUUUAUCAUUUUCUUUUUUCUAACUACUUGAAAGUUGAAAUUGCAGUGACCCCAUUAUCAAUAUUGUCUUUCACAAUCAUUUUCCUUUUGUUAUUGCUCAAAUUAUUAUAACUUUGAGCAUGAAGUUAUCUUCUUCUUCUUCUUCUUCUUCUUUUUCUUUUUCUCGGUCUUCUUCUUCUGCUUCUUUUGAUGUAAAAAUGUGCGGCAAUUCAAAAAGUGCAAGUGCUGGUUGCCUCGCUGGAAUACUGCGCAGAAUUCUCUGUUCCGGUAGUCUUCCCACAUACCCUUCUGAUCAGAUUACAGAGGAAACCAAGUGCGUGCAAUUUUCCGAGCUUCAAGAUUUCAAACCUAAAGAGAAAAUUCAGACCCCUUCAACUCCAGGACUAGUGGCAAGGUUGAUGGGUUUGGAUUCCAUGCCGGAUUUGGAUACUGGUUCGAUUCCGAAUUCGGUUUCGCGUAGCCGAUCCAUGAAUUCUGUGGAUCGCUUGGUGGGUUGUGAACAAAUACAGGGAAAGAAUCAUCGGCGGGUCAAAUCGACUUUGUCUUUCAGGGAAAUUCCCACCUUUGUUGAGCUUGAAAAUGAGGAAUUUUUCAUACUUAGAUUCGAGAAUGGUAAUGGAGGGAAGGAAAUGAGAUCGAAAGAUAGGAAAUGCGGGGAGGGUUUUGGAGAAUUGAAGCAGAGGAAAACAGAGAGAAGCAAAAACAUGGGGAAUAGAAGAGAGAAAGUAGUGGUUGCCAGGACGAAGACGACGACGACGAAGAAAGAAGAUGAACAUGGAGAGAAAAGAAAGGUUCUGAGCGAUUUGAAUGGGAAGGAAAUGGUGAGGAAGAGAAUCUCUGAUAAACCCUGUGUGAUUCUUGGCAACAACAAUGGCAGAGUGAGAGUCGGAGAUUCAACAAGAAAUUCUACUCCCAAAAAAAGUACAUGUGAAAAAAAGAGUGCUGCUAAAGAAGCAAUUACAAGGUCUCGGAAACCCACGAACAAAGAUCAAGCCAUUAAUGGUGGAGAAUCAAGUACCAAGAAGAAGAACAUGAUGACAAUGACGGAUUUUAAUGCACUUGAUAACGUUUUAGAAACCGAGUGCAACUCGGAAGAUUCAAGCCCGGUCUCUGUUCUUGAUUGUUGCAAAUUCCUUGUUGAUCCCGAAGUUCCCAUAUCAGAGGAGGAUUUUCUCUCGCCCAUUUCGAACCCAAGAAGGAAAUUGUCUUCAGAAAUUGAAAAAGAAGAUCAACCACGUUCAAGAAAAGAUGAUAAUCUAAUCCAUGAAGAAGGAAAACUACAAGGAAAUGAAGGCAAAAAAUGUGGGUCCUCACAGAUGUGGGAAGAGGUUUGCAGACUGACUGAGGCAGAACUGUUUGGUUCAAAUUGGUUGCAAAGAGGGGUUUGGAAAUACGAAAAUUUUGAAGGGAUUGAUGCAAAUUUUGAGUCACACAUUCUGAAUCAAUUGUUAGAGGAGGUGGUAGAUCAAAUUUUCUGGGAAAACCCAUGAAUAAUUUGAAACUCUUUCUUUCUUUCUUUUUUUCUUUUUUUUGUGUAAAAAAUUAUAAAAUUACAGAUAAAUUGACUUCACAGCCAAAUAUGUAAUCUAGAUUCCUGUUUGCUCUGUAUUUGUUUCAGUUUAGCUUCCUGAGUGAGAGUCAAGAGAGUACAGAUAAGCUCGGUCCUUUUUUGUCUUUUUACUUUUUGUAUUUUUAUGAUAAUUAUCAUUUCAAGCAAGAAAAAUAAAUAUUUACAAAAAAAAAAAAAAAAAAAGAAAGAAAGGCAAGAAAAAUAUAUUUAAUUCAAACUGUAAUCUUAGACUUGUACAAUUCCUAUCUUUUCUGGAAAAAGAUAUAUUAUAUUUUAAGCAAAAUUGUUUACCAUUUUAAGAAACUAUUAAUUAAAAAAAUAAAUGAAGGUGUUUGAACAUUCAAAACUCCAAAAGAAACAUCAUUUCAAAAUAAAUAAAGGCCUACAUCAUAGAGAGAUUGAAAGGAAACACUAGAGAAUAAAUACGUUGAAAAGUCACCACCAAAACAUCUCCACUAAUUAAGAUAAAAAAAAAAUAAAAAAUAAAAAGUCUCCAUUAAUUUGCUUAUGAGAUGAUGGUGGAAAAAUACUUGGAUAAAAAAAGAGAAGGAAAAUGAAAUAAAAUCUCUUUUCUGACUUUUGUCUCCAAUAGUUUUUCUUUUUUGGAGUUUUUGUGGAAACUUGCUAAUUCAACAGUAUAACAUGGUAACUUUCUUACUAUAUACUGGGCAAGAAUUUUCUUCUAGUUGACAAAAUAAUUUUUUAUUUGGUAUGAAGUUUCAAAAGAUACACGUCAUAGAUCCAAUUAAAGAACUGUUAUCAUAAUAAAUAAAAACUUGUCAAGUGAGGUGACCUCCAAGCCACUCUCACGUACAAAUACCAAUAGGAGAUUGUUGUUCAUAAGGGAAUUAUUGUAAAAUUAUCAAAUAAAUAAAUAAAAAUUCCUUCCCUUACCUACAAAAAUUCAACCGCCAAGGCUUGUUACAACCAAAGGCAAACUCUCAUUUAAAAAACAUAAUCAAGAUUAUUAUAUCAGAUAACCUAAUCUUCUUCUUUAAAAUUUAUACAAAAAAGCUAAGGCCAAACAGAUGAUAAUCUUAAUGACUCAAAAACUAGAAGAAUUAUAUCCUAUCAAAAACUUUAUCCAGUAACCAACUGUACCGAGCUCAGCCUUUAUCAUUAUAUAUUUGUGUGAUGAUCAAUAAUCAAUAAUCAAUGAUCAAUAAUAACGUGCAACAUCUAAAGUCUAUUUAUCACCAUAUAAGAGCAAUGUAUAAAAGUUUUUCACAGAUUGAGACAAUCAAGAACAGGACAAGCUCGGUGCUUGGGUUACAGACGCUCCUUUCUUUCUGUGGUGCUCAUGCCGCUAACAAUCACACAACAAAAAGAAAAGUUUGAUUUAAAGAUCCAACAAGUUAAUGCAGUCCUGCUUUCCUUUUUUUUCAAUGGAAUCUCUCCCAAUAGAAGAAAAUCAUAGAACCAAUGAAUGAAAUCCUGCCUUUUGCUGCUUUGCAUAGACCGAAAGUUUAAAUACGGAAAUUCUGUAAAGAAGUUUAUACGUAAAGAUGGAAAAAGGUUAAAGAGAGAACAAACCAAGAAAGGUCUAAAAAGUUUCUAUCCACUACCUUGGAUCUAUAAAAGUGUUGAUGAGGAACUUUACAAAAGCUAGAAAAUACCAAACUCAAAGAUUAAAUGAGCAAGAGAAUCAUCCAGAAAUGAAAAGAAGAUAAUAAUUUCAUUGUUCAUUUUAUUAAUACAAUGGCAAUCAGUUCAUCAGAGCAUAAAAAUGGACUUAUCGAAAUAAAUAAAUAUGAUUAAUUGAUAUAUAUUGUAUAUGAACAACCAACAAAAUGGAAAACAAAUAAGUUGGUACACCUCCAAUUUUGACUUAGCAAAUGGAAAUUGGAGAACUAUAACAUAAUAAUCAACAUCUCAGGCUCCAUUCGUAAGAAGACCAUCUCCGGCAUCAGUCUUUACUAGCAAUGCGAAUUAAGAACUCCAACGAAUACGAAGACCAAAUUCAAAGAGAGAGAAAAAAAUAUAUAUAUAUAUUAACUAAAGCCUAUUAUUCUUAUGAACCUAAGUAACAGAAUGAGCAGAAACCUUUUCUCCUGCCCAACUUCCUCUAUUUUGUUUUCCCCCUCACUAGGACUUUCCUUCUUUUUUUUUUUUUUUUUUUUUUUCCUCCUUCCCUCCAUUUCUUCAACCUAAAUAUGAUGAAUAUCAAUAAAAAUUCAAAAAAUGG
Ziziphus jujuba (common jujube) is the source of this 4000-nucleotide messenger RNA. RefSeq lists its product as uncharacterized. Bases 365 to 1735 code for a protein of 456 amino acids. The record is from RefSeq and is a predicted model, not a curated record. The transcript is spliced from 2 exons. Lineage: Eukaryota; Viridiplantae; Streptophyta; Magnoliopsida; Rosales; Rhamnaceae.